ACAAGAUGGCGGAAGGCAGCAGCUCGGACUGUCUUGGUGAAAUCGUGAAAAUGUUUCGUACUUAUGAGGACUACUUAGAUUCUCAGAUAAGACCAAUAGAUCUAUUUUACCUUGAGGAUCGGAACAUGGCCCGCCAGCUGCUGGUGCUGGGCAGUUUGGGGAACAGUUUUAAGAAGGAGGAAUUUGAGACAAUGAAAGCUGCCGAGGCCUCCACCUCCAGGCUUGCUUCGAAGAGCCAACAGAAGAAGCUGGCAAGUGCAGGAAAGGAACUCAAAGAUAACUUCCUGAGGGCCCUGGCAGAACGGGAGGAGGCAAACCGCAGUGGGAAAAUGGCUUCCAUCAUUUUCAUAAGCGGCAAAAAUUCUCUUGGACAGGAAUUAUCUGGCUACAUAGACUACUCCCACCGACUAAAAACCGAAGACUUUGAACCAUAUUUCAGUGGAAAGAAAAGGCUUAUGCCCAGACCAACUGACUUAAGCUACUACAACUGGGUAGGAGAGCCUAAAUGUAACGACAGCUUAAACUAUGAGGUGCUCACAGAGAAUAUAAAUGGCAUGCUCUUCCGGAACAAAAAAGACAGAAAAAUCUUGGAUGCUGACCCAGAGGCAUCACCUGGUCACAGCUAUGUCCAAAUUUCUGUUCAGUCUGACCUAUAUGUGCAAGUUGUCAUUUAUGACCACAUCUUCUGAAAACCCUGUUCCAGUUCCUGUGUACCACUCUACAAUUAAAAUUGUAUUAAAAAGCC
Messenger RNA from Paramisgurnus dabryanus, 745 nucleotides. It is a transcript of the gene cfap299, whose product is annotated as cilia and flagella associated protein 299. The record is from RefSeq and is a predicted model, not a curated record. NCBI's taxonomy places the organism in Eukaryota, Metazoa, Chordata, Actinopteri, Cypriniformes, Cobitidae.